Molecule: messenger RNA, 1383 nt
Organism: Leptosia nina
Lineage: Eukaryota; Metazoa; Arthropoda; Insecta; Lepidoptera; Pieridae
Source: the annotation of a GenBank genome assembly
AUGGAUGCGGUGACCAGGGAGCAGCAAACCGCUGAGCUGAUGCAGCAUGACAUCGUGAAGGCAUCAUCACCAUCAUCAGUACUCCUGGUGCAUCUUGGCGUUGUCGGAGCGUUGGCCAGCGGAGUGGCGUUGUGCGGCGGGGGAAGCGGGGCAUGCGCUUGCGGCGCUCUGUUGCACGCUCUACAUCCACUGCAGCUGUGGACUGUUUGCGGAUUGCACGCUGACAGGGCUGCCGCCAUCGCUGCUCCGCUGCAUUAUGCUGCCAUUGUAUCCGCGAAGAAGGUUCUGAUAUGUGUGGCGAGCGGUUGGUUGGCUACAGCAGCUCUCCUCGCGCCAUUAGCAGUAGCGCAGCCCCCGAUGAUCUACAGCGCAGGACUCGGAGGCUGCGCCCCCGAUUGCGGUGCUGGGCCGGCCGCUUUAGCGUUCUGCCUACUUUAUGCUUUGAUAACGCUUCUCAUCCCCACGGCUCUAGUACUUGCGUGUAGUUUGAAAAUCCUGCGCAUCGCCCGUUAUCACAGACACCGGAUAGCCGCUGCUAUCUACGAAGUGACGUUAUCUGCGCAAGUGACAGUGACACAUCAGAGAAACCCUUUCUCACCUCCACCCCCGCCCCGCCGCAGAGCGUUGUCAGCCGUCGUCCAGCCUUUAGGAUCACUAGCUAUAUUAUAUUUCCCCUAUUACUGUAUUCUAAUAUGGCCGGCAAUCGCUACACCACCUAGACUUUUAGCUGCACUAUCAGUGGCUUUGUUAGCAGCAGCUCCGCCGGUCAAUAGCAUCCUUUACGGUAUCAGGAGUCGAGCUUUAAAGGACUCGUUACGAAAUUAUAGGAGAAAAAGAAUGACAAAGAGCGAAGUGACACAAGAAAUCCAAGCGCGCACUCCCAGUGCUUGCGGGUCCAGGCGGCCGUCUCUAUCUGCUGGUUCGGGUUGUAUCCGUCCUCCGACUACAAGACGGUUAUCUGAUGCAGCGGUGAUGGGUGCCCGGGGGUCGGAGAGACCAGCGCCGAGGGCAGCAUCGUGUAACAUGCUACAGGACCCGCAGGAGGAUGAAGUGCCGAGGAACAGAACGUGUGCAAUACCUAUUAUCCGCGCUCCACCGCACGUAGUGUUGGGUAGAGCUCUUGGCCUAGAAGAGGGGGUAACUAGGGAACGACGUCGAAGGCAAUCUCCUAGGAUAACAGUAACUAGGGCAAUGUCUGAUGAGUGUGAGUCCCCAUCACGACGACCUCUCUGCCGCCAGCAAUCUAGGUCUAGCGGGGCUCUGCUGGGGACUAUGUCCUACACCCCAGCACUUUCGGAGGACGUCAAAUUGGAAAGCACAGAUGAGCAGCUACUGCUGUCCUGGCCUCAAGGCGCCAUUGUAAAUAAACAUGACGUUUUAUAA